AUGCAGUCCGGCAUCCUACUAUACGUCCAUUUCGCUGUUCUCAUACUUAAGCUCAUCCCCGCAGUCACACGAUGUAUCCGUCGGUGUACGAAGAGAGCACGAUCCACGACUAAGAUUCAGUUCGGCCAGCACCACUUCUCAGUCCUGAAGUCCAUGCUGGUGGAGUUCCAAGAGGCUCAAUGCUUCUUCAUGCUCUCCUUCCAGUGCGCUGCCCUGAUUGCUCUCGCGGCUGGCCCGCAAGUUUUCGAGGCAACCAGCUUGCUGCAGCUACAGUCGAAUAUUUCCAUGGCCAAAGCUGUCGCAUUCAUGGGUAUCCUUCCUAUUACGUACGGCUUAUGGAUACUCCACAGGAUUGGCUUGCAUUCAUGGUAUAUCUCCGUGUGGUCCGCUAUCACAAUUGUGACUUCUAGCGUCACGCUCCACCUGUGCAAGGUGGAGCCUCGAGCGGACAAUCUACAGGAGAUCGCGACAGCAGAUCGUCUUGAUAAAUGUGGUUUUCACCCACCUCCUCUCAUAUACUGUCGCUCGGAUUCUGAGUUAGGGUCAAGCUACAGCCUUGUGAAUAAUCUGACCUUCGGACUGUCCGACAAUACCGCGAACUUCGUCUGCAUUGCGAUCUACGGACUCCUCCUUUUGAAACGUCUCGCCCCUUAUCCCAAGCGAUGGCUGGGCCAGAAGCCAUGGUUUCAGGCAACUUACCACCGCGUCCACCCGUGGCUAGUAUCAAGAGGAAUCAGGAUCCUUUCUAGGGCCGUGAAUGUAAUCAUUGAAACCCUUCUCCUAGUCACCAACUUCUUCUAUUCGUUCAUGGUUAUAGCACGAAGUCUUCCGACAAUCUCACUUGAUUCGUGGAGUUUCGGUCAAAUCAUCGCCGUGACUAUCUGGUCUCCUAUCGUCAGCAAAUAUCUCUACUGGCUUUUGUGUACGUAUCUCGCUUUUCUCUCUACGCCCGUGCCCUUCUUUUGCUUUAUACUGAUAACGGAAAUAGUCGGCACGGACUCCUACUCCGCCAUCCGAUUCCCAUCCCCCUACAAAAUUAUCCGAGUCAAAACAAUCAACGAAGAAGAAAACCCCGACGACGAAGAUCGUCUUUUCAUUCAUCUCCCCUCCACAAGCGACCUGAACAUCAACCCGAACUCGAAAAAAUUCAUUGUCACCGACGUAGAAUUAACCCCGGUUAACGACUCAAAGACAUCGUCGGUUAGUACGCGACAUUCCCAAUUUCCUAUCUAG
Aspergillus oryzae RIB40 is the source of this 1233-nucleotide messenger RNA. RefSeq lists its product as uncharacterized. Lineage: Eukaryota; Fungi; Ascomycota; Eurotiomycetes; Eurotiales; Aspergillaceae. The transcript has a single exon. The record is from RefSeq and is a predicted model, not a curated record. The coding region runs from base 1 to 1233 and encodes 410 amino acids.